GCUGGCUGGCUCAUAGCCCUCCGAGGAGUGACCUGGAAGACUGAGCCCAAUGCCAGGAACUGCUGGCCAGGUUGCAGCUUCUCAGCUGUGGAGUUCUCACCAGCACCACCCCUGGGAUGGCCAAACUGACACGUUUCCCUAGAUACCAGGAAGCUUACAAAAGUCUGAGAAUUAUAAGAAGCCUGAGGGUGAGGGCCCUGAGGCACCCUGCGAAGAUGGAGAUCACUGGAAGGCUGUUCAUCUGGGCUAUUUUAGCUGUCUCCUGUGGGGCACAGCUGAAUUCUACAGAGGCUGAAGGCAAAUCAAGAUGCACAGCCAGUCUGGGAGGGGCCAAUCUGGGAGAGACCCAUAAAGCCCUGGUCCUACAGCUCAGUGAGAAUGAGAACUGCACUUGGACCAUAGAGAGGCCUGAAAACAGGAGCAUCAGAAUCAUCUUCUCCUACAUCAAGUUGGAUCCAGGCAGCAGUUGUGAAACUGAAAACAUUAAGGUGUUUGAUGGAAGCUCCACCAGUGGGCCUCUGCUAGGGAAGGCCUGCAGCAGAAAUGAUUUCGUGCCUGUGUUCGAAUCAUCAUCCAAUUCGAUGACAUUUCAGAUAGUCACUGGCUUGAAAAAGUUCCCAAGGAGUGUCUUUAUCUUUUACUAUUUUUUCUCCUCUGCUACCAUUAUUCCAAACUGCGGUGGUGACCUGCGAGCAUUGGAAGGAUCCUUCAGCAGCCCCAAUUAUCCAAAGCCGCACCCUGAGCUGGCAUAUUGUGUCUGGCACAUACAAGUGGAGAAAGGCUAUAAGAUACAAUUGAAGUUUACAGAUCUCUUACUAGAGAUGGAUGAAAACUGCAAGUUUGAUUUCAUCGCAGUCUACGAUGGCCCCUCCACCACAGCAGGCCUGCUCAAACAGCUCUGCGGCCGCGGGAAACCUACCUUAGAAUCUUCCUCUGACGCCAUGACUGUCGUGCUAUCUACAGAUUAUGCCAAUUCCUACAAAGGCUUUUCUGCUUCCUACACUUCAAUUUACAUCCACGAUGUCAACACUACAUCUUUAAGUUGUGCUUCUGACAAGAUGAGAGUCAUCAUAAGCAAAUCAUACCUGCCGGCACUCAACUACAGUGAGAGCAAUUUGCAGCUAAAUGACCCAACUUGCAGGCCUAAUGUAUCGAAUGUCAUAGAGUUCUCUAUCCCUCUGCACGAAUGCGGUACAGUCAAAAAGAUAGAGGGCCACGCGAUCAGCUAUACCAACAGGAUCACCUUCAUCGAGUCUCCGGUUUCUGCUGUGAUCACCCGACAGAAGCUCCUCCAGAUCGUGGUGACCUGUGAGAUGGAGUAUAACUCUACCGUGGAGAUUAUGUACAUAACUGAAGACGACAUCAUACAGAAUCAGAGUGUCCUGGGCAAAUACAACACCAGCCUGGCUCUCUAUGAGUCCGACUCCUUUGAAAACCUCGUACAGGAGUCACCAUAUUAUGUAGACUUGAACCAGACUCUUUUUGUCCAAGCCACCUUGCACACCCUGGACCCAAGCCUGGUGGUGUUCCUGGAUACUUGCAGAGCCUCGCCUACAUCUGACUUUGCAUCUCCAACCUACGACUUAAUCAGCAACGGAUGUUGUCGAGAUGAGACCUGUAAGGUGUAUCCCUUAUUUGGGCACCAUGGAAGGUUCCAGUUUAAUGCCUUUAAAUUCCUGAAACAUUUGAACUCUGUGUAUCUCAAGUGUAAGAUUUUGAUCUGUGAUAACAAUGACCAAACGUCUCGCUGCAACCAAGGCUGUGUCCCGAGAAGGAAACGAGAUAUUCCUUCCUACAAAUGGAAGACUGACUCUGUUAUAGGACCGAUUCGCCUGAAGAGGGACCGAAGCGCAAGUAGAGAUUCAGGAUUUCUGCCUCAAAUACAUGAAGCAGAAAUUUCAAACCAGCCCCUCAGUCGUCUGUACCUGUUUUCCUUCAUGGUUCUUGCUCUAAAUGUGGUGAUUGUGGCUAUAACCACAGUGAAGCAUUUCCUAAAUCGGUGGAUGGAGCACAGAUACCAGAAGCUGCAGGUCUACUAGCUGUGGACCCCAAGAAAGGCCUCUUGUCUUCUCCUGGGUGCCUGAUGAAACAGCUUCCUGUGCCUACAAGGGUUCGGAAUAAACCAGGAAGGCCUAAAAAGCAACAUGUGGACCAUCAUGUUCAAAUCACAGCGACAGUGUGUUUCAUUAUGGAAUAGCUGAAAUGAAUAAAUAGUACGUCUGGUCA
Mus caroli (Ryukyu mouse) is the source of this 2226-nucleotide messenger RNA. It is a transcript of the gene Cuzd1, whose product is annotated as CUB and zona pellucida like domains 1. Lineage: Eukaryota; Metazoa; Chordata; Mammalia; Rodentia; Muridae. The record is from RefSeq and is a predicted model, not a curated record.